GUUGGGGCUCGGUUGCUGGGGCAGACGGGAGGGUGGAAGGUAGAAGGAGCGUCUGCGGCACUGGCGUCUGGUUAGCUCUGGGCGCGCGUGGGCCCAGGCAGGGGGGGCUGCGGAGCCCCGCAGCUCGCGCUGCUGCGGGCGUCUCUUUGCGUGCUCGGAUCGCUGGCCCCGGCAGUGGAGGAGAGCUGGUCAUUGCACUGCCCGAGCCAGGGAGUGGAGGAGAGGGCAAGGUUCGGGGGCGGCCGCCCCCGGCCCCCCUUCCUCCCUCCAGCGGGCCAGGAGCCCACCCAGGCGGGCCGGGCUCUCGGGAGCACCCCCGCCUUGCCAUCCGGUUUUGCCCGGAUCCUCGCGUGCGGGAGGCGAUGGGGUGGGGGGCCCCCGCUAGGCUGAGCUGAGCUGCCGCAUUGGGGGGCGGGGCCCGGAGCCCCCCGCCCCCCUCCGGGCUGCAGCCGGCCGUGAUGGGCCCCGCAGCCCCACCCGCCCCCUGGGCUGAGCCCCUUUAGCUCGGAGCCCCCUCCCCUCUCUCCGCGAGCCUAGGCCCUUGCACCCCCGGCCCCCCGCGGGCUCGCCGCAGCCUGCAGCGGGGCGGGGAUGGUGAACUUGGCCUCUAUGGUGUGGAGGAGGCUCCUGAGAAAGCGCUGGGUGCUCGGCUUGGUCUUCGGGCUGUCCCUCAUCUACUUCCUCACCAGCACCUUCAAGCAGGAGGAGAGAGCUGUGAGGGACCGGAAUCUUCUCCAGGUUCAAGACCGUGAACAGCCCAUCCCGUGGAAAGUGCAGUUUAACCUGGGCAACAGCAGUCGCCCAAGCAACCAAUGUCGGAACUCCAUCCAAGGGAAGCUUCUCAUCACCGAUGACCUAGGUUACGUCUGUGAAAGGAAGGACCUGCUUGUGAAUGGCUGCUGUAACGUCAAUGCUGCCAGUGCCAGGCGUUUCUGUUGUGAUGGCUGCUUGUCCAAUGGAUGCUGUGGCGCCUACGAAUACUGCGUCUCCUGCUGCCUGCAGCCCAGCAAGCAAUUACUCCUAGAACGGUUCCUCAACCAGGCCGCAGCAGCAUUCCAAAAUCUCUUCAUGGCUGUGGAAGAUCACUUUGAGCUGUGUCUGGCCAAAUGCAGGACUUCAUCUCAGAGUGUACAACAUGAGAACACCUACAGGGACCCCAUCGCAAAAUAUUGCUAUGGAGAGAACCCCCCAGAGCUCUUUCCUGCAUGAUGGGGAGCUGGGGUGGAAAGAACUGCGCCCGUAAGGCCAGAAUGUGGAGGAGGAGGAGUGGACCUGAAGACCUCAGCCUGCUCUGGGGGGGGUGGGGGUGGGGGAGGGGUAUCUCUUCAGACUCAAAAUGAGCCCAUGGGUUAGAAGACUAGCCCCUCCAUUGGGUGUUGGGCCUCUGCCUGCCCCAGUGUGAGAUAGAGGAUGGUGCUGAAAGGGACCAUGAGGAAACCAGGACCCCUCCUCAGCUGCCCACCCACCCUCCUCCCUGCACUGAACACCUUGGCCCUGCUGGGCUGACACAUUCUCUCAAGCUGCAGUUCAAAUCGGGAUCCAGCCAGGUGGCUGGAUCACCUCAAAGAGAGCCGAAUCUCCUCAUUUGUCCCCUCCCUCUUCCCUUCUUACAAAAGGGACCUAGUUGUUCCCUUUUGGUUGGGUUUGGGAGUUCGAUGUUCCCCUUGUGGGCCAAGCCCCAGCUUUGUAUAUAGCUGUAAAUUAUUUAUUGGACUGAUUUGGGCUAGUAGAAAAGAGUAUUUCCUGCAGCCAAAACCUGUUGCCUUUCAGCUUCUAGUCAGAUGUGUCCCAGAGCAAAAGAUUAGAUUUCUGCUGAUUCCUUGUGUUAACAUGUUUUGUGAGUUAAAAGAAUUUAAUUGUACACAUCAAAUCGCUUUUCUCCUGGGGCUCAGACUUCUCCCACCAGAGCUCCAGAUUUUCAUCCUGUGAGAUGUCUUCAUGCCUAAUGCUUCUCCAUGUCAGUGGUGCCCUUUUACCUUCAGCCUAAUGUACAAAAGAAUUUGAUACCUCCCAAAGGACAUGACUGCCCAAUACUCCAGUGGGCCAGCUGGCCUACCCUUAGGUGUUGGCUCAUCGACCAGCCAUUGAGAGAACGAUCUUACCUGAGAGUCUCAUGCUGGAAUUUGCCUAGUUUCUGAUUCUGCAUGUUGAGCUUCUGGUUGCUUCCCUUGGGGGAGGCCUCGGGAAAGUUGUCCCUGUUUCUAUGAGGCUGGAUAGAAAAUGCCGAAUAUAUCCUUAUAGUGUAUGCCUGGCAGAUGAUGUCUCGCUCUGCUGCAUCAGUGUUGCCAGCCCCUGAAUUGAUGUUUAGCUUCUCCUGUGCUCCACACAGCUCCCGGCUUUAAGGGGCUGUGGUCUGUUAUUAUGUACUAGGAUAAGUGAGGGAAGGGGUGGCCGCUUCUGUCAUGGCAAGGGAGUAUUUGCCUCAUGGCUGGCUGGUUGGGGUGCCAGGGUUCCCAGGAUGGUAGAGUAACUCCAGUCCUUUGACCUGAUGAAGAAUGGGUGCGUAGCUGCCUUUGCAAGGGAAGCAAGAGCGUGCUGGGCUGGCAAUCAAGAGACCUGAGGUUGAGUAUUUGGGUCUCCGCUCCACCACAGGCUUGAUAGAUGAUCUUUGGCAAAGUAUGACCUGUUUUUUCGUCUGUGAAAUGGAAGGGUUGGAUUGAAUGAUCUGUAAAGUUGCUUUUAGCUUUGAUUCUCUGUUUUAGCUCCCAGUCUGUUCCAGCCAACCACUUCCCUCCUCUGUUCUGAUGCCUUCUUGGUCUGUCAUUCUGUGUGCCAGGUGCAACUCUGCCCCAGCUUUGCUUCUUGCACCAAGUGUUAAGUACUGCGCCCCCCAGCUUUGCUCUGCUCCAAGUGCUAAGCCUCCCCCCCCCCCCCCCCCCCCGCUUUGCUUCUUGCUCCAGGUGCUAAGGGCUCCCCCCAGCUUUGCUCCUUGCUCUAAAUGCUAAGCUUCCCUGCCCCCAGCUUUGCUUUUUGCUCUAAAUGCUAAGUUUCUUGCUCUAAGUGCUAAGGGCUCCCCCCCCCCAGCUUUGCUCUGCUCUAAGUGCUAAGGGCUACCCCCCCCCAGCUUUGCUCUGCUCCGAGUGCUAAGGGCUACCCCCCCCCAGCUUUGCUCUGCUCCGAGUGCUAAGCGCCCCCCCCCCAGCUUUGCUCUGCUCCAAGUGCUAAGGGCUCCCCCCCCAGCUUUGCUCUGCUCCAAGUGCUAAGGGCUCCCCCCCAGCUUUGCUCUGCUCCAAGUGCUAAGGGCUCCCCCCCCAGCUUUGCUCUGCUCCGAGUGCUAAGCGCCCCCCCCCCCCGCUUUGCUCUGCUACAAGUGCUAAGGGCUCCCCCCCCCAGCUUUGCUCUGCUCCGAGUGCUAAGGGCUUCCCCCAGCUUUGCUCUGCUCUGAGUGCCAAGAGCGCACCCGCCCAGCUUUGCUCUCCUCCGAAUGCUAAGGGCCUCCCCCAGCUUUGCUCUGCUACAAGUGCUAAGGGUUUCCCCCAGCUUUGCUCUGCUCAGAGUGAUAGGGGCCUCCCCCAGCUUUGCUCUGCUCUAAGUGCUAAGGGCUCCCCCCCCCAGCUUUGCUCUGCUCCAAGUGCUAAGGGCUCCCCCCCCAGCUUUGCUCUGCUCCAAGUGCUAAGGGUCCCCCCUGCCAGCUUUGCUCUGCUCCAGGUGCUAAGGGCUUCUCCCCCAGCUUUGCUCUGCUCUAAGUGCUAAGGCCUCCCCUGCCCCAGCUUUGCUACUUGCUCUAAAUGCUAAGCUCCCCCCCCCCCCAGCUUUGCUUUUUGCUCCAAGUGCUAAGGGCUCCCCCCCCCCGCUUUGCUUCUUGCUCUAAAUGCUAAGGGCUCCCCCCCCAGCUUUGCUUCUUGCUCUAAAUGCUAAGGGCUCCCCACCCCAGCUUUGCUUCUUGCUCUAAGUGCUGACCCCUCCCCCAGCUUUACUGCUUGCUUCAUGUGCUAAGUGCCCCCCCAGCUUUGCUGCUUGCUCUGUAUGCUAAGGGCUCCUGACCCCCCAGCUUUGCUGCUUGCUUCAUGUGCUAAGCCCUGCCCCCCAGCUUUGCUUCUUGCUCCAUGUGCUAAGAGCCCCCCCACUUUCUCCUUGCACUGAGGGUUCCCCUCCCCCCCUUUGCUCCUUGUUCCAUGUGCUAAGCUCCCCCCCCCUUGCCUUUGCUGCUUGCUCAAUGUACAACACACAACAUCUGAUGCUUUCUUAAGUUCAGUGAAAAGAUUUCCUUCCCCCUCCCCCAACCUUUUCCACCUAAAUCUGAAGCUUUCUUGGUUUGAGCUUCCCCCAAGUACUGAUGCUUUGUUGGGCAGGAAGCUGAAGCCUGCAUCCCCUCUUGACCCCCUCCCACCCCAACUCCAAAGCUCUGAUCCUUUCUCGGUCUGUCCUAAGAGCUCCCCCCCCCCAUCCUGCCCCCAGCUUUAAUGCUUUGAUGUGUGAGAAGGGCUUGCCUCUAGCUUUGAUGCUUUCUUGGUUUGGGGGCUGUUUUCCCCCAAAAAACGGAUGUUUUUUUCUUCCGUGUACUAAGGGACCCUCCUGUCCUUCCCCCAUCCCCCACCAAAUAAUAAGAGCUCUGACUGAUGCUUCCUUGGUCGGUAUACUAAGAAUUCCCACUUUUUGAUUUUGAUGCUUGUUCUGUGUGCUAAGGGCUCUUUCCACUCUCCCCCCCCCAAAAAAAAAUUCUGAUGCUUUUUUACUCUGUGUGCUAGAGCUCCCUGUCUCUCUUUCUCUCUUCCUCACACCCCCCCCCCCCCCAGCUUUGAUGCUUGCUCUGGGUGCUAGGGACUUUCCCCCACUGCCAGCUGUUUCACAUUGAUUGUCUCUUCUGUUUGUGGUGGAUGUGGUAUCAUGCCUCGUUCUUUCUCACUGUUAAUGCUUUGUAUAUGCCUGUACACACACAUGCUUGUGUUUCCCUCCUCCGGGCCCUGUCUAUCUGGGAGUAGGGCUUCCUCCCACCAUCUUGGAUUCAGCAAGUUUGAUGGAGAGGAUAAGACUUGACUCCCUCUGUCCCCCUCCUCAUCUUUCCCUGUGAGUUCUUUCUUGUUACCAUGUAGAAUAACCACCAUUGUAUGUUUCUGCCCAUUACCUCAUUGGACACAAUAACCCUGGAAAAGUUGGGUAUCAGGUAGUGUUGUCCCCAUCCUACAGAGGAAGAAACUGAGACUUAUCAUUGGUGCCCAGGGUCACUUGGCUAGUAAGUGUGGAUGGGGGAGCCAGGGUUCAUAUUUGGGUCUUUCCACUCCGUGCAUUGGGCAUUUUUUCCGCUCAUCAUGUUUCUGAAAGUAUUUCCCUACUCUUCCCACUCAGAAUCCCCCAAGGAAAGUCAUCCUUCUGUAGGAUGACCUAAAUAAGCUUCUGAAGACAGUGACUUGAUUUACAACCUUGUUUUUGCCUUUUCCUCUUGUGUUUGGGUGGGGCCUUCUCUGUAUGUAAUGUGUUUUCAAUGGUGCUGACUUAAUAAAAUUUGUCUCUCAAAACUA
This is a messenger RNA of Trichosurus vulpecula (common brushtail), 5459 nucleotides long. It is a transcript of the gene SPRING1, whose product is annotated as SREBF pathway regulator in golgi 1. Bases 592 to 1209 code for a protein of 205 amino acids. NCBI's taxonomy places the organism in Eukaryota, Metazoa, Chordata, Mammalia, Diprotodontia, Phalangeridae. Gene Ontology annotation, biological process: positive regulation of SREBP signaling pathway. The record is from RefSeq and is a predicted model, not a curated record. The transcript is spliced from 5 exons.